AUGGAGCACGGUUGCGACAUCAGAUUCACGAACAACAAUUUGCGGAUCCGUCAACAAGCUUCCAUUCGCACACUGAUUGAAAAACAAACCAUGGAGCACGGUUGCGACAUCAGAUUCACGAACAACAAUUUGCGGAUCCGUCAACAAGCUUCCAUUCGCACACUGAUUGAAGCAAUUAUUGGAUUAGAUAGAUUCCUUUCAUGUGCAUUUUCUGAUCGGUUUUGCUUGAAUGGGAAAAUAGAGGGAAACAAUGUUGGAAUUUUGAAGGACGGGAACGUGGAAAUUGGAGAUGAAACGGAGAAAUUGAGAACAUAUAAUGGUCCUGUGAAGGAUAAGAAAGUGAAACAGCCAAGUGGUAAAGGUGUGAAUGCAGGUUUGGUGAGAAAGAACAAAGUCGGGAAAGAUGAAGAGGUGGCAGCAACAGUGGCUGUUUCGAAUGGUACUUUGAGUUUAGACUCGAAUCUGAGGCAGGCGGUUAAGAGCAGACUGUUGAAUGACAAGCACACUCGAUUGAACAAGCAAGCGGGAAAGUCUGAUGCAGUGUCUUCUGAAGCACCAAUAUUUAGCCAUAGCAUUGAAUGCUACAAGCAACGGUUAUUGGCAGUUAUAGCACUGAAUGCUACAAGCAAUGGCAGAUUGGGAUAUCUAAAUAGUGGUCUUCCACACAGACAGCGGUAAGCGGGUUGCAUAUGAUUGGAGUGUCGUGUUCACAUCUAAGG
Messenger RNA from Vicia villosa (hairy vetch), 719 nucleotides. RefSeq lists its product as uncharacterized. The transcript has 7 exons. The coding region runs from base 1 to 678 and encodes 225 amino acids. The record is from RefSeq and is a predicted model, not a curated record. Lineage: Eukaryota; Viridiplantae; Streptophyta; Magnoliopsida; Fabales; Fabaceae.